UGAAAGAAUUUUAAGAUGCUCAGAGCUCAGCUAACCAAGGUUUUAUUGCUGGGAGUGCUGCUCCUCGGGGGCAGCCAGGCGCAUCCAUUGCGCGGACGGAAGCGCGCCUUUGGCAUGGGUCUGCUGGGUGGCGCAUUGGCGGGCGCUGCCAUUGGCCAUGCGGUGGCUAAGGCACCGGGCUCAUCGAAAGCAGCUGCUCCAGCCGCUGCACCCGUCGCCCAGGUGGUGGAGAACGGUGUGCCCGACGCCAAUGGCUGCUACAAGCAGACGAUCAGGGAGCCCGUUACUGGUCAUCCCGGGCACUACAUUGAAACGGUGCACCUGGUCUGUCCACAGCGCCCGGCAGCAGCUGCACCACAGCCUGCGAUGCCGGCACCUGUGCACGUGCUACCCGUUGCCCAAGCCCCAGCUGCAUCCGUUUAUCCAGUGAUUCCUGCCCCGGCGCCAGUGGCUACCCAUGUGGUGGCAGCCGCCGUUCCCGUUGCUAAUGCCACCCAUUUAAAUGGAACUCUUACCGUUACCACUCUGGGUCAUCCCAACCCAGUUCCAGUUCCAGUGCCAGCUGUUCCUGCUCCUGCUGCGGCUCCUGCUCCUGCGCCCUCUGCUGCGGCAGCUACAAGUCCGCAUUCUUCUUUAACUUUUGCCUAUGCAACUGCUCCCAUAGCGCAGCCUGCACAGCCAGUUCAGCAAGCCCCAGCUCAAGUGUUUCUGCUUUCCAAAACCGUGAAGAAGCAGAAGUCUGCAGCUAGUUCAGUGAAUGUGUCAUAUGGUCUCCUAAUGCUAGUGGUUCUCUACUGCCUUAUAAGCAGAUAAAUUUGAAAUA
Drosophila arizonae is the source of this 823-nucleotide messenger RNA. RefSeq lists its product as uncharacterized. The record is from RefSeq and is a predicted model, not a curated record. Lineage: Eukaryota; Metazoa; Arthropoda; Insecta; Diptera; Drosophilidae.